AGUGUGUGUCAGGUGACUUGGGUCACGCAGUCUCUCUCUCCCUCCUCGGGGAGGAACUGCCGCGCUCUGGCUGAGUCCUCCGCCAGCAGGCGGGCGGGGCGGCGAGGGGGCUCCGGGAGCGCUGGGAACCGCGGGACCCAGACCUGGACGCCGCCCGCCGGGGGGACUCGCAGCCCCCGCCUCCGCCGGCUUCCGUCACUCUCCAGACAAAACCCCAAUUCAGAUAGGUUGCGAGCAGCAGACGAGGAGGCUUAGCCCCCACCCUGGAACCCCGCCGCCCCCGGGACGCCCAGCCGGUGGGCGCAAUGAGCCAGGUGCUGGGGAAGCCGCAGCUGGAGGACGAGGACGACGACGAGGAGGAUGAGCUGGUAGGGCUAGCGGACUACGCGGACGGGCCCGACUCCUCGGACGCCGACCCGGACAGUGGGACGGAGGAGGGAGUUCUGGACUUCAGUGAUCCCUUCAGCACCGAGGUGAAGCCAAGAAUCCUGCUUAUGGGCCUGAGGAGAAGCGGCAAGUCAUCUAUUCAGAAAGUUGUCUUUCACAAAAUGUCUCCCAACGAAACACUCUUCUUGGAGAGCACGAACAAGAUCUGCCGGGAAGAUGUUUCCAACAGCUCCUUUGUUAAUUUUCAGAUUUGGGACUUCCCAGGACAGAUUGACUUUUUUGACCCUACAUUUGACUAUGAGAUGAUCUUCCGGGGAACAGGAGCACUGAUAUUUGUCAUCGACUCCCAGGAUGAUUACAUGGAGGCCCUGGCCAGGCUGCACCUCACAGUGACCAGGGCCUACAAAGUGAACACCGACAUCAACUUCGAGGUGUUUAUUCAUAAAGUGGAUGGUCUGUCAGAUGACCACAAAAUUGAAACUCAAAGAGAUAUUCACCAGAGGGCAAAUGAUGACCUUGCUGAUGCUGGAUUAGAAAAAAUUCAUCUCAGCUUUUAUCUGACAAGCAUAUAUGAUCAUUCAAUAUUUGAAGCUUUUAGCAAAGUGGUUCAGAAACUAAUUCCACAACUCCCCACCCUGGAAAAUUUGCUAAACAUCUUUAUCUCAAAUUCCGGAAUUGAAAAGGCAUUUCUAUUUGAUGUGGUCAGUAAAAUUUAUAUUGCAACUGAUAGUACCCCAGUGGACAUGCAAACCUAUGAACUCUGCUGUGAUAUGAUUGAUGUGGUUAUUGACAUCUCUUGUAUUUAUGGUCUCAAAGAAGAUGGAGCAGGAACCCCCUAUGACAAGGAAUCAACAGCCAUUAUAAAGCUGAAUAAUACCACAGUUCUUUAUUUAAAAGAGGUGACAAAGUUCCUGGCUCUUGUUUGCUUUGUCAGAGAGGAAAGCUUUGAAAGAAAAGGGCUUAUUGACUAUAAUUUUCAUUGCUUCCGGAAGGCCAUCCAUGAAGUUUUUGAGGUGAGAAUGAAAGUGGUGAAAUCGCGAAAGGUUCAGAAUCGGCUGCAGAAGAAAAAAGGAGCCACCCCCAAUGGGACCCCUAGACUGCUACUGUAGGUGAGGUUUCAGGAACAUCUAUUAAAAUCAGACCUUUCAAUGAGGCUGCUGCACUAUGUUGCACUAAAGGAAGAGGAAGAAGGAUAUUGGGACACAUAACAUAAAUUUGUUGUAAAAAAAAAUUUCCUGCAACCCUCUUGAUCUUGUCGUUUUCAAAUAAAGCAAGCACUUUGAAGCAAAAACUUGUAUAUUAACAAUGAAGUGAAAUCCACUGUAAUUUCAUUACACAAAUGUAAACUUUUAUGGUCUGUAGUUAGAAAAGUCCUGUGAGAACUGCCAGGAACUGUAUAUAUUUUGCACUUUUUCAUGUUUUUUUCUCAUUGAACUAAACUUUGAUAAAACAACUUUUCUAAGCUUUUUUCUGUACGUGGUGUCAAGGACAUGCAUAUUGUAGUUCCUGUCUAUAUGGCAAUGAGAAACUAAUCAAAAAGCGAUGCAUUGGCAAUGACUUUUUAUAAAUUUGGGAAUCUUUGCUACCAAUUGUUGAGAAAAAUCAUUUUUCAGUGGAGCUGGAACAGAUUAGGGCAGCAAGCUCCAGGAGCAAUAACAACUAUACUUUGUUUAUAACUGGUGUAAAUGGGAGUUUUGUAGAAUAAUAUUAGCACCAAACGUAUCUAAACAUUUCUAUAGCUGUGGCAGUGCUUCCCUACUCAACAAUUUUUACAAAGCUAUUUACCUCAACACACAUCUCUAUAAUCGUUUUAUACAGAGAGGUUAUUUCUUUUUGCUGCAUUACUGUUCUUUAGAACCUUUGGGACCAGAUUUCCAAAAUGGUGCCGAUCACUGGAGAGAAAUAAGAAUGUUGCAGAAUUGCAAGAUUCCUGGGGGCUCUUUUGUACCUGCCACCCAGGCUAACGUAACAUCCGAAGUCACAUGAUUUCCCAAAUGUAGGUGAUUGGCAACUGCAGAUGUAAAACUACAUAUACAGUCUGUAUGUUAGGCCCCUAUGAAGCGGGCCUAUUAUUGUGCCACAUUUGAAAUGUUAAUUUAGGACCAGGUUUUGUUUUGUUUUGUUUGAAUUGCUCCACGAUCAGAGGGAAUGUCUCAGAUCUGUACCACAGAGCUGAAUCCUGUUGGGCACAUUUGUCACCUCUGAGUCUCCUCAUCUGUGACAGUGUGCCUUGUGGAAUCUGCUUGUUCCCACCUCAUGACUGAACUAGAGCUCAGCUUGUCAGCAGCAUGCCCUGCAUAGCUGAAAAGUCAUCCUGAAAACCCCUAAAGGUCAGUGGGAAGGAUGGCGACAGGAAGCAUUACGGUUAGUUGUAUGUCUGUUUCUAUGAAAUUCUUUCACUUAUGUUUACUUUAGAGUAACAGCAAGUUAAGAGACUCCUAAAGUUACUCCCAUCCCAAAUCAAUCCAAGGAGAUAAUUCUAGGUCCAUCCCAAGAAUCAGUCCCUAAGGUAUGCUUGUGGGUAUUAGAAAAUAAAUUUUUUUUUAGCAAAACCUCAUAGGGAUAUUAAAGCUGCUCCGAGCAAAAUGUAUCAGGUUCCUAAUGCAGCUUGUCCUUGAAACUAUUCCACUUCUGUAUGUGGCUUCUUUCCAUCUUCUCUCCUUCCUCUCCUCAAGUCCUAAUCCUUUGAGGCUGGUAACUGCAGUUUAAGAUGGUAGCUGAUUGGGGUUUAAAGUUUGAGCCCUCCCAAGGGUCUGUGCAUUUUGGAAAGAAGUUUCCAAAAAUCAUGAAGGAGCUCUAACUCCUUUCCUUAUAAUUUCUGCUCAGAAACCUGGGUGAGUAGGAACCCCGGGUUCCAAGGAAGUCUUUUCCCUGAUUUCCAGACCUGUACCCUGUUGGACCUUUGCCACUAGGCAUGGUACAGGAGGGUUAUUCUUAUAAAUCUAAUUCUCUAAUAUUUUUUACACACUGUUUCUUUUUGAAUAAAUAAAUGAAGAAUUGCUUUUCUAAUUGACUUUAUCCUCAAGAUAGACAUUUGCCUAUCUGGUAAAUCACACGUUACUUAGGUAUAUAUGUAUAUUAUUGUAAUCAAGUGGAGCUUACUUUUUUGAGCUGGGUAUAUGAUGGAUUUUGUUAAAAUGUGCCUUACGAGCCUAUUACUUCAAGAGCAAACGAUUCUUUGGGGGAAAGGCAAAAUUAAUGCUAUGGAUAGGACCCAAGUUCACGGUACUAAGUGCACUCUUUGAUUAAUCACACACUAGUGUAGAUUACUGCCUCAAACCUGUAAGCAUGGCAAUGACCUCUUAGUUUAAGAGAUGUAGGAGUUAUUUCUAAGCAUUCAGUUUUUAAAGUCCGUGCCAUUAAAAGUACAAAAUCUCUCAAUUCCUUUUGCAUUUUAUUUUUGAUAAUGGGACUUAGCUUAUUGCAACAUGCAUGGCUACAUUUACGUCUCAAAUCCUAUGCUAUACAUACAAAGACCAAAUACAUGGCUAUAGGGACUGCUCUGGAACAUUUUUGUUCAUUUUCAAAGGUUGAGAACUUGACCUACAGGUUUCUAGGACAAUUAGAACGUCUAUGUGGAGGUGAGACUCUGUGAAUUAUCUAUCAUCUUUGGUUAUUUUCAGGGAUGUAGAUUAGUGUGUAUGACCAGGGUAAAGUGUGUUUGAAGGAAUAUAAAUAAAAAAUGGGUUGACAUUCACGGACAGUGUUAUUUUGUGAACAUAUUUUGGGCCCUUAAAUAUAAAAUGACUAAAAACACAGCAAUAUUGUUAUAUACGGGUUAUAUGCUAAUUCUGAAACAUACUCCAGAAAAAUAGCUGAACUCUCUUGAUUAUUAAAGUGCAGUAUGCAUUCAA
Molecule: messenger RNA, 4241 nt
Organism: Rhinolophus ferrumequinum (greater horseshoe bat)
Lineage: Eukaryota; Metazoa; Chordata; Mammalia; Chiroptera; Rhinolophidae
Gene: RRAGD
Product: Ras related GTP binding D
Exons: 7
Coding region: 306-1496 (396 amino acids)
Biological process (GO): regulation of autophagy; cellular response to starvation; positive regulation of TOR signaling
Cellular component (GO): Gtr1-Gtr2 GTPase complex; nucleus; lysosome
Molecular function (GO): GTPase activity; GTP binding
Source: RefSeq, a predicted model, not a curated record